Molecule: messenger RNA, 13241 nt
Organism: Biomphalaria glabrata
Lineage: Eukaryota; Metazoa; Mollusca; Gastropoda; Planorbidae
Product: anoctamin-1-like
Exons: 27
Coding region: 631-3546 (971 amino acids)
Biological process (GO): chloride transmembrane transport
Cellular component (GO): plasma membrane
Molecular function (GO): chloride channel activity; protein dimerization activity
Source: RefSeq, a predicted model, not a curated record
AGAUAGAAUCUGUUUCCCACUUCGCUUUCAGCCAGAGAACGGGUGUAGCCAAAAUUCAUUGCUCUGACCUAUAUAUUAGCAAUGCUUUAGGCUGUAAGAAGCAGCACAUCAUUCAAGUCUGUGUGUGCGCGCGUGCGUAGGUGUGUGGAGGUAAAUGUUGAAGUUGUAAGAUGUGUUCAGUUGACUCUCACGAGUAGUGUACUAGUAAGGGAGGUCAAUUGAGCACAAGAAAUCGUUAACAUGUGAAGUCAACUGGUUACUUUUCUAAUACAUUAGGACACUUAUUAUUCUAUGCUUGUUUGGUUGACUAAUUCGUGAUUUGAAGGAAUUCGUUAGAUUGUCGUGCAUACUUUCCUUGGCCUACCUGGAUCCAAUGGUGUAGUACAGGGUUAGUACAGCAAAGUUUAUGAGUUCAAUGCGGAUUACGUGGUGUGGUAGCUAGUUCUUAUUUCUUGAAACUCAUGGAUCUAAAGAUCUUCCGAUGUUUACUUCUGCGGGUGUGUGCGUUGUGAAAUGAGGUGGACUUCAUUGGCAGUCUCAGUUUGAUACCUUUUGAUUUGAACUUAUCAUCCAGUGGUUGUCAUAGUCCGUGAUUGACAGGUGACAGCGCCCCCCUCUGCACUUCGGGUCAUGGCUGCUAAGUAUACGCCUGCACCUAGAACUGGAGACGACUCCAAACAAAAACCAGUGAGACUUCAGACAUUUUCAGGAGCCAAUGGCCUAGAUGAGGAAGCACAAAGACACACAGAUGAUGAGGGUGAUGUUGAUGGGCAGACUGCUAACAGUACUCAAGAUAAGCCUAAGCUUGAGACAGAUUUGAGGAAUUUGUUUUUUGAUGAUGGCAAACGCCGCAUUGAUUUUAUAUUGGCAUGGACAAUUGAUCACAAAAGACCAGAGACAGCCAGGCAGGCACGUCAAGUAUUUGAAGAAAAUUUAAUAAAGGAAGGACUUGAAUUGGAAUAUGACACACGAGGUAGAGAUGUGAACUUUGUCAAAGUUCAUGCUCCAUUUGAUGUGCUCAAAAGAUAUGCUGACAUCCUGAAGCUUCGUAUGCCGAUGAAAAUGAUAUUAGCGGAGCAGCACAUGAAAGAGAAAUAUUCUGAUUGGGAGGAAGAUGAUUUUGGAUUGAUUGUGAAUCGAACCAGAACCAGCAACAAUAAUGUGGCCAGUAAAACUCCCUUACCUUCUGUUGGUGCAAGGCUAUGGAACAACACUAUCCAGUUGGUCAGAAAGUUCAUGGUGCCCUUCCACUAUGAUGAAACUGUGCUGCCUACAGUCUCCAGAUCUUACUCUUGCCCCUACUCAUCCAGUAGAGAAUACCUAUUUGAAAUUCCUGAAAACAAGGAUGAAUAUUUCAGUAAAGCCAUUAGAAGUUGGAUAGUGGACUAUAUUUUGAGAAGACAGUCUUUUAAUGUUUCAAACAGCAAGACCUUUUCCUUUGGUAUCAAGAAAAUGCUAUCUGAUGGUUUUUAUUCAGCUGCAUACCCAUUACAUGAGGGCCAUUGGAAAGCAGGCUCAGCUAAUAAUGCCAGAAAAGUUUUAUUCGAUCAUUGGGCCAAUUGGACGAAUUGUUUAAAGUUUCAACCAAUUGAUUACAUUAGGUUUUAUUUUGGUGAAAAGAUUGCCUUAUAUUUUGCAUGGCUGGGAUUCUAUACCCUAAUGCUAGUGCCUGCUACAGUUGUUGGACUGGCUGUCUUCUUCUAUGGCCUGGGCAUCAUGUCCACUAAUAUAGCAAGUAAGGAGCUGUGUGAUCCUCACAAUAACAUCACAAUGUGUCCUCUGUGUGAUGCUCGAUGUCCAUAUUGGAAACUUAGUGAUGCCUGUUCUCAUGCCAAAGCCAGUAGAAUUUUUGACAAUGGAGCCACAGUGUUUUUUGCUAUAUUUAUGUCACUUUGGGGAACAUUAUUUUUAGAGUUUUGGAAAAGAAAAGAAGCAACAAUUCAGUACAAAUGGGACUUAACUACUUUUGUUCAGGAGGAGGAACCACCCAGGCCAGAGUAUCUUUCUAAGUUGGAGAAUUGGCAAAUAUUUAAAAUGAACCCAGUGACAGGGAUUCAAGAACCCCACCUACCAUUUUGGAAACGACGUUUUCCUAUUUUCCUAGCAUCAUAUUCCAUUAUGCUGUUUUUGGCUGCUAUUGCUGUGACUGCUGUCAUUGGUGUGAUAGCCUACAGGGUUUCUAUGCUGGCAGCACUGCAGCUGAUACCCCAGCAUGUGUCUAGCAAUAGCACUGUAGUUGCAACCACUGCAGGUCUCAUAUACGAGAAUGCCAGUUUAGUCACCACCGUCACUGCAGCUCUCAUCAACUUGGCUAUCAUCAUCAUACUCAAUGUUAUUUAUGGUCACUUAGCCUUCUGGUUGACAGACUGGGAGUGUCUCCGUACUCAGAGUGAAUAUGACAAUAGUAUUACUAUCAAGUUAUUUGCUCUACAGUUUGUCAACUACUUUUGCUCAAUAUUUUACAUUGCAUUUUUUAAAGGACAAUUUGUUGGAAGACCAGGAAAAUAUCGCACAAUAUUUGGUGGCCGUCAAGAAGAGUGUGAGGCUGGAGGUUGUCUGAUAGAGUUAUGUAUACAGCUGGCCAUUAUCAUGGUGGGCAAGCAGCUCAUACAGAAUAAUUUUAUUGAAAUCGUUGUGCCAAAAUUGAUCAAACUUGUCAAAAGAAAAUGCUCUAAAGAAACUCGUGAGCAAAAAUUGGCCAAAACACCUUGGGAAAAAGAUUAUAUUCUUGCACCUGCUGAAUCUAUGUCUUUAUUUUAUGAAUAUCUAGAGAUGGUUCUGCAGUUUGGAUUCCUAACAAUAUUUUGUGCUGCUUUUCCCUUGGCACCUCUGUUUGCAUUGUUGAAUAAUAUUGUUGAGAUCAGGGUAGACGCCAACAAGUUCACCACACAUCUACGGAGACCUCUGGCAGAAAAGUCAGCAAACAUUGGUAUUUGGUACAGUGUGUUGUAUGGCAUAUCUAGAAUCGCCAUCAUAUCUAAUGCCUUUAUCAUUGCAUUGACAUCAGAGUUCAUCCCUCGCCUUGUGUACACUUCUCGCUAUAGUCCUGAUGAAUCUCUAUCAGGGUACAUCAACUUUACCAUGGCCUACUUCAACACUUCUGACUUUGCACCCAGUGACAGGCCAAAGGAUAUUCAUCUGGGUGUAAUCAGCAUGUGCAGAUACAAAGAUUUCCGAAAUCCUCCUUGGGAGGAUCCAGAAUACAGAAGAUCCACAGCUUUCUGGCAUGUUUUAGCAGCAAGAUUGGCCUUUGUAGUGGUCUUUGAGAAUGUUGUAGUUGUCAUCACAAGUCUAAUAUCCUGGCUGAUCCCUGAUGUACCAACAAUAUUGAAGGAACAGAUUCAUAGAGAGGCUUAUAUCACCAAUGAGAUUGUUCUCAAAACUGAACUGAGGAGAGCCCAAGGUGAGGAUUUAAACAGCUUAGGUGGAGCCCAUCUUUCUGAUGAGAAUCUGAGAUACUCCCCUCAUCAUAGUGAGGACAUUGAGCUGAAGAAAAGAAGUCCUUCAACGGGCAAAAGUAAAAGUGGUUCUCAGAUAUAUAUAUAGAUCAGUGGCGUCAUUAGGGUCUCUAACACCCAGUGCGGAAAGCCCAGGGUGUCACACACACACAAAUUCCCUCCCAACUUUUUUUUUGUUGAACCAUAAUACUCAUGAGCUAAUUGAUUGAUUUUUACACUGGAAAAUGAUUGUCAGAACUGUUUUAAAACUUCAUUGUUUAUAACAUUUUAUCAAUAGUUGUUAUAUAGAUAAAAAAAAGUGCAACAGUACUGAAAUUAGAAACAUUGAGUUGGACAAGUUUUCUUAAUAAAAAUUUGAUAAAGACCUCGUCACAGAAAUGGUUUUAUGUCAUUCUAGUGUUUCUCAACUACUAAAGUAGAUCAUUUACUGAACAGAUUUUCUUCUCGCGAAUCGUCAUCGAGCAAAGCCUAGAAUACCAACAAAGGCUGUUGAUCUGUUUUGGAUUUAAAAAGCUUUUGAUAGCUUCUAUCAAGAAUCACUCUGAAAAGCUCAUCAACAUGGCUGUGAGACAAAGGUGUAUCUUAUCCUAAUUUUUCUUUCUUCUAGCCAUUGACAUCAUAAAGCAAACCUGAAUCAGGGUGCAUUCUUUAUCCCAUGGCUUGAAUCAAACAGACUGACAGACCUGGUUUUUGCAGAUAACAGAGUUACUCAGGAAUACACUUAAAUGUAUGCAACAGCUUCAAUACACACAAAGUUAUGCUUACUGGCUGAUCCUCAUCCAGCAUCCCCUCAACAUUGGUCAUACAGAUCUUGAACAAAUAGAAAAAGUUCAUCUAUUGAGGCAGCAUUAUCACAAGCUAUGGAGAUGCAUAUCACAAUGUUGCAUGUCUGAUAGGUAAAGCAGGAGACGUCUUUCAAAAAGUACCGCCUAUUUGAAUAAAUGAAUCAAUUAGCCUGAAUACCAAGAUCCACCUCCUCCGCACCUUUUUAGAGAAGACCUAAAAUCUGUGGACACCAGCUGGGAAAAAGGCUGUGGAGGUCACCUACCUCUGUGGAGAGAGCUUGUGUCCUAUUUGCCUAAUGGCACGUAAGGGCCUAAAUCAAAGUGUUUCACAAUUUUUUUACAACCAGAAAUGUUAAAUUGCCACAUUGGUUAGAUAAGAGGUUUGAGGGAGUGUUGUACUGCAUUUUUAAGCUUCAAAAACUCUUUCUCCUGGCAUCUACAAUGCAUUAUUUUUCUCAUUUUUGGAAGACUACAGGUCAUAGAACUAAAUUACGUGUAGGGAGGGGUUGAUACUGAACUGUGAGAAACAUUCAAGGCAGUAAAAGCAUAUAAGUUUGUAAUGAGUUUGAUCAUCAUAUUCAGCAAGUCGUCUAGUAGCAGGCAUGUUCAGUUUACGCAAAAGUCAAUGUCAAUACAAGCACAAAAUUUCCUUUCUGGCAGACUCUAAAAUAGCGUUGGUGAAGAUGCAUUCAAAUGCAAAUCAUCAACUUUGUUGCUAACAAAUUUCAAAUAAUUAAAAGUCAUGCUUAAAAGAUGAAACAACGUCACUUCAUUGAAUUUUUUACACUUAUUAUAAUUUCAUUUUUACUUGAUUAACAGGCUUCUUCAAUAUGGAGUAACUCCAAUACAUAUACAGCCGAUGUUUGUCCUUAGAUAAGUCUUUGCCUCUGCCCCAUUUUUUUUUAAUCAGAUAACUUUUUAUAAAAUUGUGGGGAAAAUAAUAAUAUACAACACCCCCCCCCCCCCCCAGUGACGCCACUGAAAUAGAUCACAAUGAUUCUUAAAUAUAGAUAUAGAUCUAAAUCAAGUGGUUUGCAAGUCCUAUAUAUCAAAUGGACUAAACUUGAGUCAGAGAAAGUUGCUGCUGAUUUCAUUUCUGUCAUAAUUUGUGACAUCAUGUGUUAUGAUAUUUUUGGCUGUAAUAUGACUGUAAUAUUUCACCUUUUUUGCCACAUUUUUUUAUAUUGUUGCUUAUUUUGAAGUAGCACAAAAAAAUUUAUGAUUUUAUUUUGUAGAAUUUUUUAAAAGUACAUUUCAAUUGUAAAUUAUAUUUUGUUAACUACGUAGAUCUAAAUAGAACGAACUUUUUUGUUUAUAAAAUCAAUACUGGUACAGUAUUUUGCAAAUAUGCAUGAAAUAAAUGUAAUUAUAAAGUUUCCACUGUAAUUCUUAAGAUCUGAAGCUUAUGGUUUUCUGGGUAUUUUCACUGUCUUACGAUGGCAAUGCCAUUGUUUUAAAUGUAUUGGAAAUUAAGGAAUGUUAAAGCUUAGUGUUUCAAUGUAUUUUGUAACCAAUAUUUCCUACAGAAAGUUCUCAGUAAUUCUACACAAUGAGGAAAUGUUAUGGUGAAACUCAAUAAGCUCUAUAAAAUCAUUUCAUAUCACGUUGUGGUAGUUCGUGUAACCAAAUGAUGCAAAUCCCUCCACUUGUCCCUGUUAGCAGCUGUUCUUAGCAGAAUAUCAAGAGAGAAGUCUGUCCAUUCAUUGACAUUGUCCUUGUCUUUGGACAACCUUGUCUUCAUGUGCUUCCUUCUUACUAUGUGACCAAGCCAGCUCAGCUUCGCAGCAUUGAAUAGUUUCUCCUUUUUGCCAGCCAGCAUGUUAGACUUGAAAGUCAACAUACUCAUUUGUCUUCUUUUCCUUGUAUCUGAUACCCAGCAUUUUUCUGUAGCAUUUACUUUCAAAUGCUUGAAUUCUUCUUUCAGCCUCAGCAUUCAGUGUCCAACAGAGACCACUAGUAAGGAAUACAGUUUUAAUUUUAAUGGGAAGCUGAUGUUACUCUUCCAAAUUUAAAAUUGUUCAGUGUGCUCAUGGCAGUGAAUGCCAGGAUUAAAGUUUUUUUUUAUCUCAUUCAUUGAUCCUCAUUUCUAUGUUUGACUCUAGGUGUUUAAAUGAGUCAACUUCUUCUGUUUGGCCAUUCAACUGUAUGCAUCAUCUUGUACUAUCUCCACCACAUACUAGUAUUUUGCUUUUUUCUGCACUUAUUUCCAUGCCAGCUGCUGCAGAAUCCAGUUUUGAAGUAAGAUAUUGUACCUGCAUUUUCUCCAAUAUUAUCUGAGAUAGGAAAUAGUCCUCCCAUUUCUGGGCAAGCUAGGAGUAAAUCCUUCUAGAGUUUCCAUCAUAAUAUGUUCCAGAAAUAUGUUAAAAAGAGCUGGAAAAAGAAUGCAUUCUUGCUGCACUUCUAUGGUUGUCCUAAAACUUUCUCCGAUUGGGUUGUUCAGAAGUACCGGUACUGAGCUAUUUGCACUUUGGUUUAAGGCUUUGAUAACAUCAAUAAUGUUUUUAUCUAGGUUGAACUUUCUCAUCACUUGCCACAUGCCAAACCCGGUCAAAAUCUUUUUUGAAGUCUAUGAAGUUGUGUACCUGAGAUGAACUCCAAUUGAUGGCAAGGCUGGAAGGAUCAGUCCUCCUGUAGAGCCUUGGCAAGAAACUCUGCUGUUAGGCGUAGUGCCUUUAAGCUCCCAUACAGGUCAAGUGACUGCAGAUAAACUACCCCACAGCUCUUGGAGCUGCGGACACGCUUGCAAGAGACAGACUCUCCACAGUGUCAGCAACCAGCAACAAAAUUUGGCUAGAACCAAACAAAAUAAGCACUAACAGGGCAGUGCCCCGUUCUACACUGUGCAAUGAUAGAUUGUUCCGACCUAUUUAGCCUCCACCAUGGAUCGUCGCAGUCCAGGCGACGCAAAUACUGCCAGACUCCAUGGGCUUUGUUGGAGUCAUCCCAGGAUUUCAACCACUCUCGUAGCUUGGUUAAACGUACUUGGGGCUUGGAAAGUGGGUACGGCCAGAGCUUCAGCUGCCUCGUUACCCCCCCACCCUUCCCCCCACGCUGCAGUUUGAGGGCACCCACUGCAUAAAGAUGACAACUCCAAUAAAUAAGGGGAUGUUAUUUUCGGCGCCUAAUGCCUCUUCUACCAAAGGUGACUUUCCCCCCAAGCCAGCCAUGGCUUGGAGGCAGGAGCUAGAAUCGGUAACCAUUACAACAGAAGUCGCAUAGUGCAGUGAUAAUCGCCGUGAGUUCAGCAUCAAAGCUGACAGCUUGUCUGGAUCGAGGUCUGGGUAACAUAUAAGGGCCCCAUACCCGGCUCUCACAGGGUCCUUAAGCACGGACCCAUCUGUGUAACAAAAGAUUUUGUGUUGCCAUCUUUUGAGUAUGUCCGGGUGUAUGUGUCUUCUAGUGCGUACCCCCCCCCACACUCCGCUAGUGUGAAUUUUAUAGGAGGGCUGGGCAGGCUUCUCCAUGGAGGGCAGGUACUUAUCCUUUGGAUUGGUACCCGGUCGGUGGAGAGUCCAGCUUGCACAGUCAAAUUUGACGCAAUGUGCAUGAAUGUUUUCUGUUGGAUCCUGUUUUCUCUCCACCGACUGACUAGCAAAUGAGUGGGGAGCCCUGGAUCGCCCCUUUCAUAGUGGAAGUUGUGUAAUAGUUUCUUUUGAUGAUUAAGUCAUUUUUCAUUUAACAGUCUCUAUCAAGUAUUGGAUAGGAAAUAUUUGAACUAAUACUUGGAAGCUACAAGUUAGUGAGUCCUGAGUAGUGAAUAGCUUCAAAGUAUUUUGUAUCUGAAAAUUACUGAUAUUUUUGACAGCUUUUUUUUUAAGUACCUGCAUUCUUCAUAGAGAGAGGCAAAUAACAAAAUAUAAAUGAACUUAUUGAAUGUGAUCAUGUGACAAUUUUCAUUUCCCACAUAUACAAGACAUUCAAUCAACAUAGUGAAACCUCUUUUUCUUGACUCCAUAUUUCUAAUGAAGUCAAGGAAACCAGAUAUGUUUGUUGAUGCAAUCCUAUUUCAAUAUAAUGUGAAGAAUUUGAAAGUAUUUUAGUGCAACAUGAGGUGAUGGUAGUUAGUAGUAGGAAUGGAAUAUAGUUCCUAGUUGGUUUUUUUUUUUAGCCAGUUACAGAGUGAACAGAAUGUGGAGCAAUUGAAAACAUAAUUUUAUUUCUUCUUACUAGCCAUUUCAUUUUUUCUUUAAUACACACUUGACCUGAAUUGUUUUGCAGUCUAGAAAUAUUUUCUUCUAUGUGGAGCAAAACAUUGUUUUAUACAAGUAGAAAUACAAAUGGCAAAAUUGAAUUAUGACCUUCUUAAUUAAUAGGUUAAAUAUAUUUAGGAUAGAAAUAAGCUUGUUCAUCUCUUACUGGUGUUGACUUGUCAGCAUUUUCAAGCAAGCUUCUACUGGCGCUGUCCAUUUUCUUACUCAAGCUUUAGAUUGUCUUUGUGCUGACUUGGUCAUUUUUUUAUUUUUUUUUUACAUUUUCUUGUAACUGGUGCUGUGUCUUGAUAUCUUCUCAAUCAACAGGAAGUUCUAUUUCAAAGUACCUAACUGUUUUAAACAAAAAAUGUUUAAUUUUAUCAUACAAAUAUUUUCUCUUUUAUCAAGGUGAUUUGAAUUGUAUAUUGUGUUUAUCUAUAUACAUUUGUUAUUUAUCAAUGUUUACAUACUGAGAGAUUAUAAAUGAAUAAUAAGACAUUUUAAACCAUACAUUUUUUACCAGGAUAGAUUAUGUCUCUAUCUUAUCUGUUAAUAAGUUUGAGCAAUAUUUUGAUAUUUAUUUUUUCUUUUUUUUUGGUAAUUCUUUUUAAAACCACUUUUAUGCACUUUUCAAUUUUUUGAUAUCACACUUUUGUUUUCCUUGUGUUUUACUUUUGGUGGAAUCUCUUCCUAUACCCAGUGCUCUAGCUCCUUGACAUGUACUUUUUAUUGUCACAAUGUCUCUCUAGUCCAAUAGUGAUACAAAUGUUUUAUGUCAUAUAAGCAACUUAAGUUUACAGGUUUCUUUUAGUUGUCUAGUGUGUUUAGCUGUCUAGUGCAGGGGUCGGCAACCUUUUGAGUCGGAAGAGCCAAAAAUUAGAAUUUACAAAAUUUUAAAGCUUUAAAGAGCCACAACAUUUUUUUUCUUACCAACACCAAAUAGCACACACACACUUUACUUUUUAUUCCUUUAUAAAUAGUGUUUUUGCAACAAAUUAGAUUAUAUAUAUAUAUGGCAUUAUUAGAUAAUUAUUUCUAAAUUUAGUAACAACUAAAGCAGUUAAUUAUUUACUUAUAACACUAACAUGUACUUCAAUAUCAAACAAUUUAGCAAACUAAGUCAAUGGGAGCUAUGGCUUUGGUUUUAGAAAGUUUGGACACAUUUCAGUCAUAACUUGUUUUUAGUUUCAAACACGACUCUAAAUUUUCAUUUGUUAAUUGGCUUCUUACUUUACUUUUAAUUAUAUUUAUGCAAGAGAAUGCUUGCUUGCAUGAAUAUGUCGAUUGAGAAAUAGCCCUCCAAAUACCAACUUCUUCACCUGACUGUAGCAAUCUGGAAGACUAUUCAGCUCCAAUUCUUCCAACUUGAAAUCAACUCUAUAAAUUUUUUACUCCACAAAACUUCCCUUUCUAUAUCGAUCAAUGACAUUUCUAGAAAUCCAGUAUCAUUUCUAAAUGGAUCAGUGUGGAUUUUGUUACUAUUUGUGUUGAGAUGGUGUACCAGGAAUGCCAGAAUAGUUUUGUUGGUUAUGAACUGCUCAAAUCUGUCAAGAAAUUCAUCUCAGAUUUUUUUUUAUGCUGAAGUAAUUCGUUUUACAAGCUGCACUGAUUGUAUCAUGAGACUGCUUCAGACAUUAAAAAUGAAGUGACUUACCGCUCUGAAUAUCUUCUGUAAAAGAAUGUUUUUCUUCAAAACAAAACAACUCUUCUACCAAAACAUUGGCUGGGUUUUUACUUUUUAGUUUCCUUGCAGUUUCAGAUUCAGCUCAUUUCAUUUCUUUGUUAUAUCCAACAUAAAGUAGAAUGCUUGCAACCAUUUGUCGUUCUCUAAGUCAGGGUGAUCAAUGCCUUUUUUUUUAAAAUUUAGAAAUGUAUUUAAUUCAUUCAAGCACAAAGAGAAACAUUUCAAUCUAUGGAAAGCCCUCGCACUCUAUUAGACAGAAUGAAAUCGGAAUACUGAGUCUACAUUUCGUUUAAGAAUUCAUUAAACUGACGAUGGUGCUUUUGACAAGAUGCUGUUAAAAAUCUUGAUUACCAAACUUAUAACCUCAACUAUUCCUGAACAAAUGUUUGGACACAACGCGCUUCCUUAUGUAUUAUUCAGUGAAACGUAAGAAUGUUAUGGUUUAUUUCGCUCCAAAGAAGCGUUGUUGCCCCUUUAUUUUUCCCUAUCAUACUUCCGACUCCAUCAGUUGGUAUUGAAAAGAUUUUAUUUAAAUUAACCUUAAUGUUUUCGAGGUAUUUUUGCACGACAUGCGCUACAUCUUCUUCUUUAGUUUGUCAUGAGAGCAGUAGCAAUCCUAGAAGCUCUUCUCUUGGACCUUUGGGAAGACAUAUCUGACAAAAUGGGCAACUUAUGCCGUGUCUUUUAUGUUGUAAGACUCAUCUAAAGCAAGUGAUCAGACAGAAGAAAGUUGAAUUUUCCCACCUGUAAAUAUGUUACAUUUGAAGACAAUUGAGCUAUUCUAUCUUGCACUGUUUUAAUGGAUAGUGGCAAACCUUUGAUUUUUUUUUCAAGAUAUCUGGUUUGUUUUUGAAAUCACUAAACAGUUUCUCAGAUGCACGUAGGAAGCAGUCUUUGACAUACAUAUCAUCUGUAAAUGGUUUGCCUUUUUGUGCAAUUUCUAGUGGUACCACAAAGCUUGCCAUAUUAGCAUUACUUGUACAUUGCUUCUAUCUUCGAGAAGAUAAUCGCUUCCAACUCAUUACUUGAAACAACAAACUUUACGUCUCAGGCCAAAGCGAGUGGUGAAGAUACCAAUUCGUCUUGCGUAGAAAGCAAAUUAAAACCUACAUAGACACAUCUGACGAAGGUCGAGAGCUUCCCGGGGACUGACGAAAGUGACGAGGCGUGUAAGGGGGAGGGGUGUGGUGAAAAGAGAGUACAAGUGGCUGAGAGAUAGAAUCAGUGCUUAAUCUUAGUUAUAAAAAAUAAUUUUUCAAUAAAAUAAAUAAUAUUUGCGUAUGGAACUAAAGAGCCGCAGCUUCACAUCCAAAGAGCCGCAUGUGGCUCGCGAUCCGCAGGUUGCCGACCCCCGGGUCUAGUGUAUAUUUAACCUUGGAUAAAUACUUUAUUUGGAGAAGCUUUAUGUUUAAAAUGUCUAUUUUCUCUGGUGUCUGGUCUAUUUCCCUGGAUUUUACAUUCUCAGGCAUGAAAUGCUCAAAAUUACAUUUAUACUAUAAAAAACUGAAAUAAAAAAUUCAAUUUCAAAUUACUUUCAUACAAACAUGACGCUCAGUCUAACACUUGAAAUAUAUAAAUACUUUUGUUCUUAAUACAUUCAGAGUAUUUAAAGCAUGUUAUGACAAAAAAAAAGUUCACUAUAUAUUAACAUCGUGUAGAUCUAAACCUAACAUUUAGGAUCAUGUAACUUAAGUCAGUGCUUUGACAACAGCAUUAAACAAUGUUUUCAUAAAGGAGUGUGUCUCUAUGCCUAAGAAUUAAAGUCCAAGGGGAUCAAGUGUAAAUGACCACUUUAAAAAAAAAUGUGUGUCUUAGUGAAUUACUUUGUUAUUCAUUUUUACAUCCAUGGCGCUGAUAGACACCAAUUGACCGCAAUCUAAAAAAACAAACGCUAUAUAUAUAAUACAUAUAUAAUUCAAUGAUUAGCUACUAGCACAAAAUACUCGAGAGUUCCUGACAAACAUUUUUUUAGACAAACUUCUAUUUUAUAUACAAGAACAAGGUGAUUUGUAAUUUAUUUUUUUUUAGCUUGCAAAUAAAUGCUUACGUUCUUUUAUUUCUCUCCCCCCCCCCCUUUUUUUUUUCAAACCAAAUUUACCUGGAUCACAAAGUUAAAAAGUAGAUAGAAAAAAAGAGUAAGAGAAAACAUGUUGUGCUAUAAUGGUUGUUUUGUUUUUCCUUUUCAAAUUAUUUUUUGAUUGUUUGUUAAAAAAAAAAAAACAUAGAAUAUUUUUUUAAAAGAUUUUUGCCAAUUAUAUCUAGUGGACAGUGUUAUCUGUAAGAACUCAGGGUCAUCGUGCUUCUAUGUAUAUUUAAGAUAAUUUUAUUGAUUCAAACAAAUGGAAAUUCAGUUUGAAUGCUAUAUAUACAGUAUAAUUAAUUUUAGACAGGGUUAAUGAAGAACUGGAUUUUAACAAAAACUUUUAUUAAAAAACAUAACAUUUAUUGAAAAUAAAAUUUUUAUUGCUGUUUGCAAUCAUUUGCUGGUGGUUGUUUUUAUUUGAAAGUAUACACUUCCUGUUUUAAGAAUUGAGCCAAUGGACAGAAAUAAAAGAUGAUUUAGACAUGAUCUUUCAUGGGGGACAAGAAAUAUAAAAAGAUACAAGUUUAUGAUCAUAACUGCAACUUUUGUUACAAGUUAUGUUUAGUACAAACCACUUGUGCUUCAACAGUACAUUUUUUCCACAAGCAAUUUCUCGACAUCUACAUAAGAUAAAAUCUUGUUUUUCUGCUCACAUGUGUACACAUACCAAGAAUAUUUUCUACACUUUUGUAAUGAUUUUUUUGUUGUUUUAUGAUUAAAGUUUGUAAAACAACCAUGAUUUCUUUUUAUAAAUACUGUACCAUGUUUCUCAUUUGCAAUGCAAUUGUAUAUUACCAUUCUUUGUUUUAUGUUCUGCUGAAAGAUGUCAUUUUAUUUUGCUAAAUAUAAAUAAUGUUAUAAAAUAACAGCCACAAUAGCAUAUUACUAUUCUAUUUAUAGAUGAUUUUUGUCUUUUUUUUUUAGUGUAUUUCUGUUUUGGCUUUGUAAUCUUACCUACCAGUAACAUAUUGUAUUUGAUUCUAUCUGUUCUGCUUUGUUUUGGAUUAGUGUUUACCUCUAUUAAAACAGUGUGCCUUUCAA